AUGUCAGCUGGUACAACUCUGCCUCAAGUAAUGCAAAAUCUAGCUAGCAAGUCCCCAAAAGCUACUCAAAACUAUUCUCCUCAAAAGAGAAUUAGAGCUACAGGCGAAGUACUCAAUUUUUUGAUUGGGGAGUUUUCCAAAAAUGCAAACCCCAAUCCUGAUCGAAGAAGGUAUAUUAGUGAGAAGGCGUCAAUGAGUGAAAAAGCUGUUCGGAUAUGGUUUCAAAACAGAAGAGCAAAACAAAGGAAAUACGAACGAAGUAGAAAAAUGGGAGGAAGACGAGGUAAUGCCGCCGAAGAAGAUGAUGAUGAAGAGGAUUUGGACGAUGGUCAGCAGCAUUGUGGUCUGGACUUUUCCACAAAUAUACAAAUACCUAUUGAAAUUAAUGAAAAGUACUGCUUUAUUGAAUGCAGCUCCUUAUCUGUCGGUUCAUGGCAAAGAAUCAAAAGUGGUGCAAUAACCCACCUUGGUCUUCUUCACAACAACCUCCUCAAUUUGUCUCCUUUUAAUCUUCUCGCUAUCAUGAACCAAGUUGAUCUUUUAGUAAUAUUGAGUAAGAAGAAUCAAGAAUUAAACUACUUUUUCCUGGCAAUAACCAACACCACCACCAACACCACCACCACGACAAGGAUUUUGUUUAGAAUUUUCUACCCGGUAAAUUCAAUCCAGCUGUGUUCAUUGCAUGAAAACUCAAUACAAAGCAAACGAGCCAAUAAUGGAGCUGGCCCCGGUAAUAACUCUAAAGAGUUGAGGAUCUAUUUAUCCCAUCAACCUAAAUUUUCAGUUUAUUUCGCUAAUAAUGUAAAUGGCAUUAACCAAUGGUCCAUUUGUGAUGAUUUCAGUGAAGGACAACAAGUAAGUCAAGCAUACUCCAAUAAUGACCCAGAUUAUUCAAAUCAAAUUGAUCAACAUUCACCUUCUCCGCCAUCAAGCGUGCCCCAUGUAAUAGUUGGCUCAACUGGCUCGUUGUCUUUUUUACAAAACCACAUUAAUCAGAAUAUUCAUAGAAACGUCAAGGUUGCUACUUCGACUCAUUUACCAACUACCGUUACACCUACUGAUUUCCUUCCGCAGGUGACAAACACAAUAAACAACAAUAUCCCUCAUCAGCAACAACAGCAUAAUAUGGAGUUUUCGGAUCUACAUUUAAACACGAUUUUCCAUAAUCAAAGCGCACCACCACCACCACCACCACAACAACAACAACAACAAGGAACAGACAUAUCAAGGUCUACAAUUUUUAUUGAUUCAAAUCAAUUAUUCACUUCAGGACCAACUACAAGUACCGCAACCAAUGAAUCACCAUUUUCGAGCACUUCUUCUCAGCAUCAAUUUUAUCAAUCGGACGAUACACCACAAUCUAUUCAAUCGCAUAACAUGCAAGGUCAAUCUAAACCGCAUUCGCAAAAUGUAAUUGCUUUGGGCAAAAUGGAUGAAGAUGAAACCCCAAUUGACUUGAACUUGAACAUGAACAUGAUUUUGAACUUGAAAGCCGCUUCAACUUCAACUUCCACAUCCACUUCAACAUCAACUGCAACUUCAUCCCCCGAUGAUGUUUUGUAUAUGACCAAAAAUGAUUAUCAGAAACAAUCAAACACUACAGUUGCAGCAGCGGCAGCGGCAGCGGCAGCAAAGCCAGCUUACACACAUACAGCGCCUUCGAAUGAAUUUAGUCAAGAAAACUGGAGUACGGGGUAUAUGAAUCACGAAUUUGGUUUAUUUGAAGAAUUCAACGGGGAUGAAAAUUCUAGCGCUGCUACUACUACUACUACUACUACUACUACUCAACAUCCUCAUUAUAGCAUUGGCCCUACAUCUGCUGCAUCUUUGGAUUUUAUCGACUUUCAAGCAUGA
Messenger RNA from Lodderomyces oxycetoniae, 1854 nucleotides. Its product is annotated as homeobox domain-containing protein. Gene Ontology annotation, molecular function: DNA-binding transcription factor activity, RNA polymerase II-specific; RNA polymerase II cis-regulatory region sequence-specific DNA binding. Gene Ontology annotation, biological process: cell differentiation; regulation of transcription by RNA polymerase II. The record is from RefSeq and is a predicted model, not a curated record. NCBI's taxonomy places the organism in Eukaryota, Fungi, Ascomycota, Pichiomycetes, Serinales, Debaryomycetaceae. The coding region runs from base 1 to 1854 and encodes 617 amino acids. The transcript has a single exon.